Molecule: messenger RNA, 699 nt
Organism: Exaiptasia diaphana
Lineage: Eukaryota; Metazoa; Cnidaria; Anthozoa; Actiniaria; Aiptasiidae
Product: protein ALP1-like
Exons: 1
Coding region: 1-699 (232 amino acids)
Source: RefSeq, a predicted model, not a curated record
AUGGCGGACGAGCAACUUUUGUUUUUCUUUCUUGCUGCCCAAAACUCUGCUCGGGAAACAGCUAUAAGCCGGAACAAUCUAUUGAAAAAACAAGGAAAAGCACGUUAUCAUCGUUAUGUAAAACGAGAUUCCUUCAACGUUAUUUGUGAAGAGCUUGCUCCAUCUAUUGAAAAACAUUACACAAACUAUCGAAAAGCAAUUCCGGUGCGAGUCAGAGUUGCAAUUACAUUAUAUCGCUUAGGAGACACCGCACACUUCCGUACGAUAUCCAACUUGUUUGGUGUUGGGAAGUCGACUGUGUGCUCCAUCGUUAGAGAAGUUUGCCAAGCCAUCGUCGAUGUUCUUCUUCUGCGAUACAUACAACUUCCAAAUAGCAGACAACAGAUACAAGAAGAGAUAGAUGGUUUUAAGGAACGCGCUGGAUUCCCACAAGUGGUUGGAUCUGUUGAUGGGUGCCACAUUCCCAUCCUCAAGCCAAAUGAUAGUCUUGAGGAUUAUGUCAACAGRAAAAAAUUCCAUUCAAUUAUUCUUCAAGCAUUGGUAGACAGCAAUUAUUUGUUUCGAGAUAUUUGUGUUGGUUGGCCUGGUAAGGUACAAGGGUGUUCAAAGAUUCCUCAUUGUUUACUUCGUGCUGCAACAGGUCCUUUCACCCUCAAGGCCUUGCUAAAGUUAUCUCAGGACAAGCCGUACCACCAUUAA